AUGCUGUGCUGCAGCCAAAGGGCGCCUUUGCUCGGUCCGACGAACCAGAGGAACCCUAAGAGACGUUGCUCUGGCUUCGUCCGGCCAGUCUUGCACGGGGAGGCAAUGAUGAGCUUUGGGGGGAGGACAAAAUCGAUGCAUGGGACCAGCCAGCGGACCAGGGGAGAUGAGAUGCUGGCUGGGAUGGUCCUCCAGUAUCUUCCCCUCCCCCCCGGGUAUGACAUGACCUGCAGGAGGGUGAAGCCUCAAGCGCACGUAUAUAUCUUUCCUCGCCGAGUCUGGUCUCUGUUUCCCUCCUCUCAUCUAGCGGCUCUCUGUCUGCUCAUCUACAGACUCAGCUCUGUCCUUCCAACCAACCUCGACGCCUAG
Molecule: messenger RNA, 369 nt
Organism: Trichophyton rubrum CBS 118892
Lineage: Eukaryota; Fungi; Ascomycota; Eurotiomycetes; Onygenales; Arthrodermataceae
Exons: 1
Coding region: 1-369 (122 amino acids)
Source: RefSeq, a predicted model, not a curated record